Molecule: messenger RNA, 2135 nt
Organism: Alligator mississippiensis (American alligator)
Lineage: Eukaryota; Metazoa; Chordata; Crocodylia; Alligatoridae
Gene: ARL6IP6
Product: ADP ribosylation factor like GTPase 6 interacting protein 6
Exons: 5
Coding region: 159-779 (206 amino acids)
Source: RefSeq, a predicted model, not a curated record
UCCUGUUCCGGGUCAGCGCGCGCGCGCGGUUCCACCCCUUCCCCCCCGCCGCGCGCAUUGGUGGGGGCCGGGCAGGGAAGUGGUGGCUCCACCCCCACUCCUUCCUGCCUCCCUUCCCGCCGCGCGCGUUUCGCGCCUUCUGUCGCGGCGUGGCCGCCAUGUCGCUGUCGCUGGGCGGGCGCCGGCGGGGCCGGGUCGCGCCGUGGGGGGCGGCGCCGGCGGGGCCCGAGACGCCGUGGGCGGCGGGCGGGGCGGUGAUGCGAAGCCUGUACCCCGAGCUGCAGCAGGAGGAGGCGGGGGUCGGGGUGGGGGCGGGCCGGUCCGGGGUGCCGCGCCCGGGCCACAAGCACAACGGGGCGCAGCGCUGGCCGGCGCGGGCCUGCUCCGUGCUCUGCUGCCUCGUGGCCGUCUGCAUCCUCGCGCUGCUGCUGGCCCUCGCCGGCCUCGUGCUGAGGGAUCUGCAGGCUGAGCAGGAGAAGAGCGAGGAGGCCGCGGAGACCCGCCUGCUGGGAUUUUGGGGUCUGCUUAUUCUAGCCUUGACAGCAGGGCUCUCAUGCUGCAGCUUUUCUUGGACAGUGACAUAUUUUGAUUCCUUUGAACCUGGAAUGUUUCCCCCAACUCCGCUUUCACCUGCACGAUUCAAAGAUGGCAGAAAAGCUAUGCAUUUGGUAAUCUGGCCAGCAGGGCGGCUGACGGGACAUUCUUUUCACAUUGGUUAUAGUAUGGCAAUCCUGAAUGGCAUCGUGGCAGCUCUUACUGUGGUGUGGUGCCUGAUAUGAAUCCUACACUGAUUCAGACUUUAAACACAUUCUUUAGGAUGCACAUGGAUCUACUUCAAAUCCUCUAGGUUGAGUUUCAAUAGCACUGUGAAACAACCUUUCAGUUUUUUACUAGAAAUGCCUCACAGUAUGUUCCAGAGAGAAAUCUUUGGGCAUAAAAGGAUAUCCUGGUCAGUUGCAGUAGGAAGGGUGGAAAACUGCCUAAUGCUUACAGACAAAAUAUAAGUAUUAAGACAGAUUCACAAAUUGAAAACAAUUUUAAAUCCCUACGAUGACACUUUUUAUACUUUAGAAUAAUGUUUCUUUAAUAUUAGUGUACUAACAUUAAUGUACUACAGGAAGCAUAGUAAUAAUAUAUUGGACAUGCAUAGCGUCCUAUUUUAAAAUGCACGGUGUUAAUUAUAAAACCUGUUAAUGUUCUUUUUGCCGUCUGUAUGGCAUAGGCAAUGAAAGCCAGGCUGACCUUUGACAUUUCUGUCUGCUUUUCCAAUAUUACCACAGUACUGUUUAGGUUCUAACAUUGCAGGGAAAUUGUUACUUAAACAUUUUAUUGCAUUUAAAAAACAUAAAAAUAUAUUAGACUUUAUAAACUACUUUAUCUCUUUCUAUAUAUUUACAUAUAUAUAAAUGACCUAAAUCUUUAUAUAAACUAUGUGAUAGUGUGGCUAGCUGGGAAGAAUGUAAUAUGCUGCAAUUGCAGUGUAUGCAAAAAUUUAAAAAUUGUCUUAUGAAUGUAUGGAAACUUUCCAUUUUGUGCCAAUGAAUUCGACAGAAUAUUGCUUUAGCUCUUUAUACAUUAUAUACAAUUUUGAUAUUUUUGACAUUACAAUAGGAUGCUCACAUUUUAAAUGCAAUAAUUAUUUUUAUGACUUAUGCUUAUUUGUAAUAUAUGUAAAAGUAAGAUUUUUUUUUUUUUUUACAGUAUUUUUUCUGUGCUUUUAAAAGUAUCAGGAGCCUAGCAGUUGCACUGUUUAGAAUGUCAUCUGUCUGUACAUACUUAACAUGACAUAUGGUUGUUUUUGUUGAAUGCAUAUUGGUUAUAUCCUGUUCUUAAAAUACUAAGAAUGAGAUUGAAAGUGAAUUUGUAUAGUUUGAAAAUUAACGUUCUGAAGCAUGUACAGAUUUGCAGUUCAGUUUGAUUGGAUCUAAGCAAAUACUUUUACAGCUGACUACACUCUAAAAACAAAAUACCAGAGCAAUGUAUUUAUGUAUAAAGGUGUGCCUGUUAUAUAAAAAGAGUAUUUAUAGGAUUGUUCUUUUGUAUAAACCUACAUAUGUACAUACAGGUUCGAUUUUUGUUUUGUUUUUACAGCUUCAGGUCCAAGCAUUUGCUGAUAAUAAAUUCAUGAAAAUUUG